Molecule: messenger RNA, 906 nt
Organism: Miscanthus lutarioriparius
Lineage: Eukaryota; Viridiplantae; Streptophyta; Magnoliopsida; Poales; Poaceae
Source: the annotation of a GenBank genome assembly
AUGGCCUCCUUCUUCGGCGACGACGGCGCCGACGACCUCCCGCGCACCACUUCCCACCCCUUCGACUCCGACGACUUCGGCGCCGCCGCGGCCGACGGCGACGGCGCCGGCGGGUACGGCGGGUACGCCUCCUUCGCCGAGGGGGGCGUCGAGGAGGUGGACGAGGAGAUCACCGUCGAGUCAGACGGGGUCCCGAUCCGCCACGUCUCUGGGGGUUACUCGCCCUCGCCGUUCUCCCCCGAGCUCGAGCCCAACGGCGGCGACGGCCCGAUCCUGCCGCCGCCCACCGAGAUGCGGGACGAGGGCAUCCUCCUCCGCGAGUGGCGGAGGAAAAAUGCUAUUGAACUUGAGAAAAAGGAACAGAAGGAGAAGGAGCUACGUGCCCAAAUAAUUGCUGAAGCUGAAGAAUUCAAGAAAGCUUUUUUUGAGAAGAGGAUACAGAACUGUGCGUCAAAUAUGGUCAACAACAGAGAAAGGGAGAAGAUUUUUGUAGCCAGCCAGGAGAAAUUCCAUGCCAACGCAGACAAGCAGUAUUGGAAAUCGAUUUCAGAUCUCAUCCCACAUGAAAUAGCCACCAUUGAGAAGCGGGGAAAGAAAGACAAGGACAAGAAGCCAUCCAUCACUGUUAUUCAGGGCCCCAAGCCUGGCAAGCCCACCGACCUCUCCCGGAUGCGCCAUAUCUUAGUGAAGCUGAAGCAUGCUCCACCGCCACAUAUGUUGCAACCUCCACCAGCACCUGCUGCUAAAGAGGGCGCAAAGGAUGGCGCCAAAGAAGGUGCAAAGGAUGGUGCCAAAGAAGGCGCGGCAGCCCCAGCAAACGGCACCAAGCAGCCUGCAGAAAGCCAAGAAACCCUCGCCAAUGGCCCCUCCGAGGCCGAGAAAGAGCAGCCUGCAGCGUCGGAGUGA